Messenger RNA from Cyprinodon variegatus (sheepshead minnow), 811 nucleotides. Its product is annotated as Down syndrome cell adhesion molecule-like protein 1 homolog. Bases 176 to 811 code for a protein of 211 amino acids. NCBI's taxonomy places the organism in Eukaryota, Metazoa, Chordata, Actinopteri, Cyprinodontiformes, Cyprinodontidae. The record is from RefSeq and is a predicted model, not a curated record. The transcript has 3 exons.
AUCGCUUUUUCGGCGCCGGAGAGUGUUGGGACCAGGGCUGGAGAAGACCGCGGGGGAUAAUCAGCGACAAGAUCCAGUCCUGUGCACGGAGCCUCGUCAGGUCGAACGUGGCGCCGUGCGCUUUUCUAGGGGGGGCUGCACAACAUUCCUGUGAAAUAUAACUGCUAUUAAUGGCAUGUGGCUUGUAACUUUACUCCUGCUGUAUUCUUUGCAAGAAGCCAACAGUGAGGAUGUUGUCUCCACUCGACUGUACUUUGUGAACGCCUCCCUGCAGCGAGUGACCUUCUCCAGCUCAGUGGGGGUGUCCCUGCCCUGCCCUGCGGGCGGCGCCCCCCAUGCCGUCCUGCGUUGGUACCUGGCUGCUGGAGACGACAUUUACGACGUGCCCCAUAUACGCCACGUUCAUGCCAACGGCACUCUCCAGCUCUACCCUUUCUCCCCUUCUGCCUAUAACAGCAUCAUCCACGACAACGAGUACUUCUGCACCGCUGAGAAUCAAGCAGGCAAGAUCCGAAGCCCCAGCAUCCACAUAAAAGCAGGGCAGCAGUCUUCCCAGACUUCCCUCUCCCCAGACAACUUCUCCAGCUCCACUUGGAGAAGCCUGAAGCUUUCCCAGGCCCUUCGAAUGUCUCCAUCCUGUCCUGGGUUUUUCUCUAGUGCUCCUUCUGGUGAGACGUGCCUGGAACACCUCGUCAGAGAGGAAUCCAGAGGGAAUCUGAAAAAAAUGUCCGACCCACCUCGCCUGACCCCUAUUGAUGUAGAGGAGAAGCAGCUGUACUCCACGGUUCUACCAAAUGAUUGGAGCUCCUAA